UCAGUAGGUCCGUGUUCGUUCAAGGGAAAGAAAGGUCAUUAUUUUUUCACGAUAAGAGUUUUUCUAAUCAUUUAGUGCACUGUUAGGUAAUACUAGGAGCCAGUGAAAAUGGGUCUUUAAUCCACUUUGUUACAUCUUGAUUCUAGACUACUAUUUUACUCUAAAAGGUAUCAUUAUUAGUUGUGUUUCAGACAUGAAAUCGUUUUGGGAAGAUCUUACACGGAAAGAAUUAGUCCCCGUCAAAAUAUUGAUGUUCCUAAUUUAUGGAGGACAAGCUACCCUGUAUCCCUACUUUACCGUCCAUCUUAAAUCCCUUGGAAUGUCUAUUCGAGAAACUGCCAUCAUCUUUGCUGUCCAACCCCUAGUAGCCUUCUUUGUGGCACCUUUAAUUGGAGCUUUGGCAGAUCGAAUUGGAAAUUUUAAAAUUCUUUUUUGUUUCUUCCUCAUCUUCUCAGCUGGAACAUGUCUUGCUCUUUAUUUUACCCCACCUGUGGAGAAUAGCUUUCAGGAUAUUAAGCUUAAACUAACUUGUCACACAAAUGUGAGCUUUCAAAAUAUCGUUUCUUUGAACGUGAAUGAUUCUUGUAGCCUUCAAAACCAUACAUACAUGGAGCAGUUGACAGUGUUGCUCUCAAAUUGUCAGUUCAUUUGUGAAGGAAGUGAUAAAAAGAUUUCAGAUAGCCAAUUUUGCUUCAAAUUUGGUAGUAUUAAUCAAUCUUGUGCUGAUGCGACUGAAAGAACCAGUUUUGACAUAUUUGACUUAAAUUCUACAGCUCUAAAAAAAAAUUAUGAAGACGAGACAACUGUAAUUUACUAUGCUAUUGCAAAAAAAUUUUUAUUUGGAGAAGAAAUAUAUGAUGACAUUACUUGUCAACCUAAAUCUACAAGAAAUGGCGUUUCAAACUGUAUGACUAUUUGUAACAUUGAGACUAAAGGAAAUAACAAACUGUGUUUCACAGAGAGGAAAUCUAUUAAAACCUUUUGGAUAUAUUUAUCUAUUCGUCUUGGUGUGUCUCUUGGGAUUGGACUUGUGAAUGGACUCUUUGAUGCAGCUUCAAUGGCGGUGGCACAAAGAUGUGAAGCAGACAUUGGAUAUCAGCGGAUGUGGCAAGCUGUAGCCAUGUGCGCUUUUGCUCCAAUUAGUGGUGGGUUGGUGGACUGGGUCAGUGUAGACAUAAAUGCCAAAAAUUAUUCUCCAUGUUUUUAUCUUUACGCGGCUUUGUAUGUAACAGCAGCUAUCGUUUCACUUUUUGUAGAUCUCAGUAUGAAAAUGCCAUCAGAGGGCGCUUUUAAAAAUUUGGGAAUUAUUUUGCGGAACGUAGAAGUAGAUAUCAUGUUAUUUCACCUUCUUUUCUUAGGUAUUUCGUGGGGAUUUCUUGAAAAUUUUUUAUUUUGGUUCCUAGAAAGCGAACUGAAGUCGACUACUCUUCUAAUGGGACUAACUUUCACUGUCGGAGCAGGGACUGGAGUUUUAAUGGCUAUCUAUUCUACCUGGGUAACGAAAAAAAUUGGUUAUGUCAACGUCAUUGUCUUAGCUUUUGCGGCUUAUGUAAUAAGAUUUAUUGGAUAUUCAUAUGCCACAAGCCCAUAUAUGUGCCUUAUCUAUGAGACAAUGGAAAGUUUUACAGUGACAUUGUUGACAGUUGGAGUAACUCUUUAUUGCUCUCAUCUUGCUCCUUUAGAGAUGUUGACAACGAUGAUGACACUGUGGAAUAAUAUUCAUUUCAUCUCCGGAAGGGCUUUUGGAAGUCUUAGUGGAGGCUUCAUGACGGAUGCCUUGGGAUUUCGUCAAACUUUUCGCAUAUAUUCUUACACAGCUGCUGGAUUAUGCGCGCUCUAUUUCUUCAUCAACGUGUUUUACCUAAGGAAGCGUCCUCCUUCUUAUAAAGCUGCUGAUAGCUCUCCAGAAACAAAAAAAGAGCUAGAACAACGAGAACGGGCUAUUAGUCUAUCAUUAAUUGUGUCAAAUCACGGAUUCCACGAAAUAUCAACUUCAUCGUCUCUCCGCAUGGCCAGCUUAUAUUCAAGCAACAUGCAAUCUAUUCUAGCCCUGGAAGGUCGACGACACAGCUCUGUACCUGUGAAAAGUCGUUGUCUAAAAGAGGUGGAGACAAGAGAAAAGGCCUCCACAAGCUUGUCUUUUGUUCCAUCAACUGACAAAACCUUAGAUGUGCUAAAGACACAGCAAUUUCUUAAACCACCAGAUAUUUUUAAAAACGAUCACCAACUUAAACCAUCAAGAAGUCGAGCAAAUUCCAAAUUGACAGAUUUGCCAGAAAAUAAUGAAGGUAUAGAUGAUCAAGAUAAUCCUAUCAAAGUGUCUGAGUCACACUCAAAAAACCAAAGUAGUCUAAAAGCGCCAAAGAAAAACAACACUUCUGCUUCCGAUGUCAGUUCUAAAGGUCAUAUAAACAUCAGCUUUGAGCCAGAAACGAAUCAGUUAGAAACCACUGGCUUUUAAUUAGCAAAAACAUGAUUAUUUGAACCUUCAUCAGACAUAAAAAUGUUUAACAGUUAGUACUCAAUCAAAAUCUGAGUAACAUAUUCUCCUCUACUAAAGAUUAUGUUGUUACAUUCUAAAAACUGUCAAAUCUAUAUGGAUUGAUUACACAGGCCUGGAAUGGUUUUAUUGUCCUGAAAUUUUUACAUAUUCUACAGUAAUUCCUGUACACUGAAUCAGAAAAUGAUGUUCAUUUUCUCCAUUACGUACAGGUUUUUCACAAAACGUCAUAUGUACUUUUACAUAAGUGAAUCAUUUUCAUUGAAAUCGGGUCACAUUUUGUUAUGCUUAAAAUCUUGACAACCACUGGCUUUAGAGUUCUCUAGACCAAUCGCGACGUGAGUCUUAUCGAUCGUUCUAGAAUCCAAACAUAAUAAUAUAAAAUUUUCAUUAUGGUAAACUAAAUACUAAUUUGAUCUAAGUAACAGGUUUUCCCUGAUUUGUAUAAAAUCCUUACGUGAUACAAAUAUUAUUUUCGAAAUCUGCGUAGCUGAAUUAUGGAAAAUCCGUUAUUAAAACCAAAGCAACUUUUAUGGAGUUUAAAUUCGCAGGCUUGUGUUAUCAGGGACAGAUUCGGAAAAUACUAUAAUUCGCUGUUCAAAGUAAACUUUUACCCUCUUCGUAAUAGAAGAAAUAUGUAGUACGACCUUCUAGCUAUAUAUAUGAAAGUCACUGUCUGUUGGUAACGCUCAAAUUGCCUCACUAGUUAAAUCCAAACCACAGCGAAAGUCUCAUGUUCAAAUACCAGUACAGUUGUGAUUAUCUACUAUUUUUAACACAUCCCUCAAGGGUUGUCUUUACACUACAUUUUGUUGAAUAUUAAAAGUAAGUUCAAUUCGGAAACUCCCAAAGAAGGUGGUUUUGGACGUAUCUUUUCGAGACAAGUUUUCGUUUGUUAGUUGAUAAACAUUUACGUGAAAUACAGCAUCCUCAAGUCUCCAUACAAGCUAGCGCUAAGGUCUAUGCACAUUCUCAGCAUAAUGAAUUAAGUAAUUACCAAUCUUUUAUGCUUCUGCUAUCACAUUUUUAUGUUUAGCUUUCAAUUGGUAUACGAACGGUCUCACCUGUGAUUCGAUAACGAAGGUCGAAGGAU
Messenger RNA from Limulus polyphemus (Atlantic horseshoe crab), 3593 nucleotides. RefSeq lists its product as uncharacterized. The record is from RefSeq and is a predicted model, not a curated record. Gene Ontology annotation, cellular component: membrane. The coding region runs from base 194 to 2461 and encodes 755 amino acids. Lineage: Eukaryota; Metazoa; Arthropoda; Merostomata; Xiphosura; Limulidae. The transcript is spliced from 4 exons.